Molecule: messenger RNA, 4990 nt
Organism: Photinus pyralis (common eastern firefly)
Lineage: Eukaryota; Metazoa; Arthropoda; Insecta; Coleoptera; Lampyridae
Product: putative ATP-dependent RNA helicase TDRD12
Exons: 15
Coding region: 134-4915 (1593 amino acids)
Biological process (GO): germ-line stem cell division; transposable element silencing
Molecular function (GO): ATP binding; nucleic acid binding
Source: RefSeq, a predicted model, not a curated record
AUGUUUAUAUAUUUUAUGGUACGCGUGCUCGUGCAGGACUUUUGCUUUGGUUUUCAUUACGAGUUGUGUCUUCAGAAAGGAGUUUUCCACAAGCUACAAACAUUUAGAUAGAAGUGAAGUAAUGUUAUAAAAUAUGGAAGUGAUUGUAACGACAUUCCUUAACCCGCACAAAUUCUGGGUGUUUGAAGUAAAUAACUUAAACCAACGGAAUCGGUUGGAAAGGAGAUUAGCUCACGGUGAUUUCCCGCGUAUUUCUGCGCCCAGUCUUGGACAGCUUGCCUUAGUUUACAAGGAAACCAAGUGGCACAGAGCCUUGGUCUUAUCUGAAACCGCUCCAUUUAGCUGUUGGUUAGUGGAUUACGGGGUAGAUCACACUGCGGAUUCGGUGUAUGAAAUACUUCCAGAAUUUGCUUGUACACCACCGUUAACAAAAAAAGCAUCUUUGAAUGAUGUAGUGGGCUUGCAUCGGGAUUGCACACCAACAGGUGUACAGAAUGUUGGCGAGAUCACUUUUAGUCCUGGUAGCAAGAAACGAACGAAUGACUACUUGGGAACUGCCGAAAAAGUAUUAUUUACAUGUGUUAAAGAGAUUGGAAACACUCAUGUAGGAGAAAUUACGAUUAUUACUUCAAAGAUUUCUCUCGAAUUAUCGGAAAUAUUAAUUAAGGAACAAGUGCUAAUACGGGACCCAAUUAUGUUUUCAAAAGCUUUCAAAAUGAAUGGUGACGCAAAAGAGUUUGCAUUGUUGAAGACAUCACCGUGCAAUCCCAAGAUGUCGCAUGACCAUUUUGAUAACGAACCUUUUUUGGGUGUGGGACGGGGUUGUUCUCGUACUUCUCAACAUACUUUAAGCCCAAAUCGAUCGGUGUUAUCAUCAAGUGAAAUUGAUGAUAACGUUAAGGAUUCUCCUUAUUCAGAUUCUGAUUUGAUUUCUUCAUCAUCACAAUUAUCUAAUAAUACACAUUUAAGUGAUAAUAAUCCUAAAAGAUUGACUAUUAAGAAAAAAUUAGAGGAAUUUCUCGCUAAUAAGUCGGCAGAAGUUGAAACUAAUUCUCUAGGUAAUGGCGAAGUGUCAGGUCUAAAUAAUGAAUUGGAGGAGACAACUUCCUCACAGGAAAACCACGAAUCCCGCGAACUUAUGAGAAAGCAUCUACUAAACAACUGCUCCUGUGAGCAGUGCCUUGGAUGGAGCGAGGGCAAUUUCUACUAUAAUGCCAGAAAGAAGAUUAAUGAAGUGAAAAUGAAGAAUCAUAGACCUGUGAAACCUGAAUUAUUACUUAAAACGGAAGAAACAAGUGGAGUACCUGUAAAAAUUAAAUCUUCUUACAGUUCACAUUGUGGAAAAAUUGAACGUUCUGUUAAACCAACGGUUCUUGUGCAUAGUACCACCGUAUUAACACCUGCAACUUCAAUUACUGCCGCACCUUUCCACAAAGAUAUACAUAAAGCGUUGCGAUCGUAUGAACACGUUUAUAGCAUUCAAGGAUACGUUUGGCCUGCCGUAAUGAGGCAUCUGAAUAUUUGUAUAAUAGGGAAGAGAAAUUCGGGGAAAACUUUGGCGUAUCUGCCCGGGAUUUGCUCAUUUGAAUUAGAAAGGCAGGAGCGUUAUUCCGAUUUACCCAAACGCACUGUAAGUCCGAUUAGUCUACUUUUAUGUCCCGGCAUCGAAGUGGCCGAAAAAGUUUACCAUUUAGUAUUAAAACUAUUAAAGGAUGCGUCGCAAAAAUCUUAUGUUGCUCUUGCAGUCCCACCUGUUGAUAAAUAUAGCUUGAAUCAAUUUGAGAAGAGGGUUGACAUAUUGGUGGCAACCCCUGUAACGUUGUUAUCGUUGCUUUCAUCUAGAAUUAUUACUCUAAAACGUUUAUGUCAUUUAGUUAUUGAAAAGGCAAACGUUGUCUUAGAAAGAUUUAAGAAGGAAACUGAAGAGGUACUUAAUGUAGUACAAAGUAUGCUGUCCCAUCGUAACUGUAACUACACAGUUCAGAUGAUUCUCACAUCUGAAAAAUGGACAUAUUCCAUUGAAAAUUUAUCAAAGUCCUUGCAUAUUACACCAAUAGUUUGUAUUAGUUCGUACUUAGAAGCGGCAAUGUAUGGACGAGUGGAUAUCAAUGUGCAGUUUUUAGAAGGCAAAGCGAAAAUUGGAGCUCUUAUAAAAAUCUUAAAAGGCAAAUCUGAUAUCUGUCGUUCCAUUGUUAUAUGUAAUACGGAUGAUGAAAUUAAAGAAGUUAAACAGUAUUUGCUAAUAGCGGGAAUUAAUUGUUUGUAUAUCACUGAAGAUAUGGAGAUGGUGGAAAUCAAUAACAUCGAAUCUGCGUGGCAAAAAACAAUUGGGGGAAAACAUUUGGCUCUUUUUUGUACGGAAAAUGUGUUCAGUUGUAACAUCACUAUUACCAGUGCUGUGAUGCUUAUUAAUUAUUCAUUACCCGACACCUGGUCCGAAUUUAUUAAUCGAUUCAGGUGUAUGAUAGAGAACUACACUAGCCCUUUGGUUUCUGAGGCAAACGUUAAUUGGACUCGAUGUACCGCAUACAGUUUUAUGGAUGAAACAUGUGUAAGACAAUUUCCGAAAGUUGUCCAGUUGAUGAAGCGUUUAGGAGGAAAAUUACCACAAGAGUUUCUUAAUUAUUACGAGAAAACGCUUGAAGAUGUUGAAGCAAAAAAGUUGGCACUCGGAAUAAGUGUGUGUACAAAGCUAAAAUUGUUUGGUAAAUGCGAAUUGUCAUCAUGUGAAAUGCGCCACAUCUUGUCCAAGAAGGUCGACUACUGUAGCAACUUGCCAAAAAAUGGUACAAUCAAAUUUCGAGUUGCUCAGAUCUACAGUGUCAAUAGUUUCGGUAUAAAAAUACUCGAAGUUAAAGACGUUGACGGAAAUUUGUGCCAAUGGCAGUUGUAUGACAAUUUACAGGAGGAACUUAAUGACACUUUGGCCAAGAAAAAGCAGUGCGUAUUUGAUGUAGACGUAGGUGCUUGGUACGCCUAUCAUGCGCUCAAAGAUAAUGUUUACCUUCGAUGCUCUGUGCUUAAAAUUACACAUUUUGAGCAAAUAACUAAGCGAGCAAUGACCGUGUCAAUACAUUGCUUAGAUACUGGUGCCAAGUUUGAUGUUUCGUCCACAUUUCUAUACAAAUUGCCGCCACAAUUUAAUAACAUUCCUCCUCAAGUGAUCGAUGUCUAUUUGGCUAAUGUUGUACCAACAGAUUCUGACGAUACCUGGAGCCAUUAUUGCAAAUCAAAAGUGGAAAGUUUAUUAACCGACGCAAAUUAUGACGAAGAUGAUGCAUUUUUAAUGGGCCGAAUAUUAUUACAGUUGACAAAUAAUCUCUGGCUUGAGAAUAUGAUAGUUUAUCAAACCCUAGAAACAAGUGAUCUAGAAGUAAUUAAAUUAAAUUUACGCAAGGUUCUUUUACAACAAGGUAUUGCUAACGUUAAUGAAAAUUCAUUACAUCUGCUGUACAACUUAUGUAAAAAGUCUGACAUUGUGUUACCAAGCUACGCACUAAAUGUUGAACAAAAAACCAUUAACAGACAGCCACAACCUCAAUGGGCGCAUUUGGACGAUUCUGACUGUAUUCAGGUUUUUAUUAGCUACGUUGAAUCCCCUUCCUUGUUCUAUUUAAGAAUUGUGAGAUUUUACGAUGUGUUUGAGGAUUUCCAGGAAGAGAUACAAAAGAAUCUACAAAAACCCUUCUAUCCAGAAGUUGGGGAAAUAUUUACCAAUAAAUGUUGCUUGGUGAAAGAUGCAAUCGGUGGCGAUUUUGCUCGUUGUAUCGUAACCGAAGUGAAAGAUGAGGUUGUGAAAGUAUUUUUGGUAGAUUAUGGCAAUUGUGAAACUGUUAUGAAGUCAGAAUUAAAACAUUUACCUGACAAAUAUAUUACAAAACUUCCAUUCCAGGCUAUUGAAUGUCGUCUGUGGGGCAUUGAACCAGAUUGGGACAUCUGGGACAUCCAUGCCAUUGAAAGGCUGAAAGAUUUAAUGUUUGAACCAAACGAAAGUUAUUUUCGAAUUUUACACGCAAAUGUUUAUAAAAAAGAAGAGGCUGCAAGCACAGGCGGACUGAAAUACGCAGUUGUAAUUGCCGAUGAUUUUAACGGGAAUCUUCUGGUAAUCAACCAGGUGUUAAUUGACGUGGGAAUAGCAACCACUUUGCAUGGUGAAGAUAUCGGUGAAUUUUCUUAUCGGAAGCAAAUUUUAGAUGAAGAAGAAGACAAUGAUUCCCUUCCGGAAAUUGAACGAGAAAUGACAUUUGAAGAAAUUAAUCGAGAACAGAAGCGCCAUGUGCAAAAUGUGAGUGAUGACUCAUCCAUUGAAGCGAUUGAAGGGGUUUCAGAUGAACCAGUAUGGGACAUCGUAAUAAAUCGAUCCGAAGGAUUUUUUAAAGAGCUUCUUAACAUAAAAGAUACCUGCCCACCUACGACUUCAACAUCUACUUUACCGGCACUACCGGCACCAAGAAGCAGUUCCUUACAAGAUCAUUUUACUCCACAUGUUAUUUGGUAUCAGACAGAUACUCACAUUAAACUUAAGAUUGCAAUACCCUGCCUAGAAAAGUGUGAAAUUAAUGUGAUUCGAAAGAACGCAUUCAUUUUUGAAGGGAUAACCACUAGCGGAAAAUCUUAUACUUUAAAGAUAUUCCUGCAUGACCAUGUUUUAAAGGAAUUUGAGUACAAAUUAACUGGUCAAGAUUGCAAGGUUAGUUUAACAAAGAAGAUACCGGUAGCUUGGCCCAAAUUAGUUCUCGGAGAAAAAUCACGGAAUAUUAGCUAUGAUUAUACGAAGUAUGAUGACGAAAAACAGAGAACGUUUCUCGAUCUGGGUGGUGACCACCCAGAUGAGAUUCCUGAUGACGAAGAGGAAAUGGUUGUAUAUACUGGAUCUGAAUAUUCUAGCGGUUCAGACUCUGAAGAGUUUGACUGACGAUUGAAGACUGAUGUAUUUUUAUAUUUUUAUUUGUUACAUUUCUUUCGAUUUGAAUAAAUGAGUUACCUUUUA